Molecule: messenger RNA, 690 nt
Organism: Ochotona princeps (American pika)
Lineage: Eukaryota; Metazoa; Chordata; Mammalia; Lagomorpha; Ochotonidae
Product: inactive serine protease 39-like
Exons: 3
Coding region: 1-690 (229 amino acids)
Biological process (GO): proteolysis
Molecular function (GO): serine-type endopeptidase activity
Source: RefSeq, a predicted model, not a curated record
AUGACAGUCCACAAGGUCAUUGUCCAUGAAGAUUACAACAGGAAGUACCGCUUUGGAAGUAACAUCACCCUGCCACAACUGAAUGUCCCUGUGGAUUUCAACUCUCACAUCCUGUCAGCCUGCCUCCCAGACAACUCAGCAGUGGUGCCCAUGAAUAGCUCGUGCUGGAUAAGUGGCUGGGGGAGGCUCACUGAGGAUGUUUUCCUACCAGCGCCAUUCCACCUGCAGGAAGCCAAGGUCAGCCUCAUAGACCAAGACAGAUGUGAGAAGUUUUACAUUCCUCACCCAGCCAUACCGCCAGACCAGGCUGUGACUGUGCAGGAGGACAUGAUAUGUGCCGGAGACACCAAGGUUGAAAAGGGCAUCUGCCGAGAAGACUCUGGGGGACCCUUGUCCUGCUUCUUGAAUGGUGCCUGGCAUGUGGUUGGGUUGAGCAGCUGGAACUGGGAUUGCCGUAGUCCCAUUGGCUACAGCGUCUUCGUCAGGAUCACCUACUUUGCCAACUGGAUCAAGGAAAAGCAGCGGGUCAACCCUGCCCCCAACCCCUCCUCAGCUCCUCCUCAGGAGAAGCCCCCUGCCAUGACCAAUAACCCUAUUCCCGAAGUGGGCACUGUGUGCCAGCCCAGCUUCUUCCUGCUACUCCUCUUGUCUGCCACUGUGCAUCUGCAGCUUGUCCUCCAGAGCCUGUGA